AUGGAAAGUCAACUUGUCAAAUCCAUAGACAAUGGAGAUGAAAGUAAUACUAAAAAGCUUCACAUAGUUAUGUUUCCAUGGCUAGCUUUUGGUCAUAUUAUUCCAUUUCUUGAACUUUCCAAAUUCAUAGCUCGAAAGGGUCAUAAAAUUUCUUUUAUUUCGACUCCAAGAAAUAUUGAUCGUCUCCCAAAAAUUCCUUCUGAAUUUUCUAAUUCCAUAACUUUUGUAAAAAUCCCACUUCCAAAAAUUGAUGGCUUACCAAAAGAUGCUGAGGCCACUAUUGAUAUUAUAACAAGUGAAGAAAUGACUUAUCUCAAGAAAGCAAUGGAUGGUAUGGAAAAAGAUGUGACUAAUUUCUUAGAGAAAAAUUGUCCUGAUUGGAUUAUUCAAGAUUUUGCACAAUAUUGGUUGGCUCCAAUUUCAGCCAAAUUAGGGAUAUCAAGAAUUUUCUAUAGUAUCUUCAAUGCUUGGUUCAUUUCCUUCCAUGGUUCCUUUGAGAAAAUGAUCAACACUAACAAUUGUACUUCACCACCAAAGUUGGAAGAUUUUUUGGUUCCACCAAAAUGGAUCCCAUUUGAGACAAAGGCGGCGUAUCGCCUCCACGAGGCGCGGUGGAUGGUGGGGUCUAGCCAAAAGAAUGUUUCUGGAGUUUCAGACGUGUAUCGUUGUGGUGUCACGAUUAGAGGGUCGGAUGCAAUUAUUGUUCGUCAUUGUCAUGAGUUCGAAGGUCAGUGGUUGAAGUUGCUGGAGGAUCUACAUCAUAUUCCCGUGCUUCCUACGGGGCUAAUGCCACCGUUAGUGGAAAGUAGUAGCGAUGAAAAAAAUGAAUCAUGGAUAUCAAUUAAAGAAUGGUUAGAUGAGAAACCGAAAGGCUCAAUUGUUUAUGUAGCACUAGGAAGUGAAGUGACGGUUGGUCCAAGUGAAAUUAAUGAGUUAGCUCAUGGGCUGGAGUUAUCAGGAUCACCGUUCUUUUGGGUCUUGAGGAAGCCAUCAGGGGUGGAAAAUAUCGACCCAAUUGUGCUACUCGAUGGUUUUGAGGAAAGAACUAAAGGUCAAGGCAUAGUAUGGAAGAGUUGGGCGCCUCAGAUGAAGAUACUGAGUCAUAAAUCAGUUGGCGGAUUCUUGACUCACUGUGGAUGGAGCUCCACUAUAGAAGGGCUUAUGUUUGGUCAUCCGUUGAUUAUGUUACCUUUUUUGGUUGAUCAAGGACUUAACGCUAGAAUCCUAGAGGACAAAGGGGUCGGUGUGGAAGUACCACGAAACGAAGAGAACGGGUCCUACACGAGCAACUCGGUGGCCAACUCGGUGAAGUUAGUAAUGGUGGGAAAUGAUGGAAAGCUAAUUCGAGAGAAAGCAAAAGAAAUGAGAGCCAUAUUUGGUAACAAAGAGCUUCAUGAUAGGUAUAUAGAAAAUCUAAUUAAGUUCUUGGAAAAUCAUAUGAAAGUAAAGAAUUAA
Messenger RNA from Solanum tuberosum (potato), 1455 nucleotides. RefSeq names its product putative UDP-rhamnose:rhamnosyltransferase 1. The transcript has a single exon. The record is from RefSeq and is a predicted model, not a curated record. Bases 1 to 1455 code for a protein of 484 amino acids. Lineage: Eukaryota; Viridiplantae; Streptophyta; Magnoliopsida; Solanales; Solanaceae. Gene Ontology annotation, molecular function: UDP-glucosyltransferase activity.